Messenger RNA from Penicilliopsis zonata CBS 506.65, 1956 nucleotides. RefSeq lists its product as hypothetical. The record is from RefSeq and is a predicted model, not a curated record. The transcript is spliced from 2 exons. NCBI's taxonomy places the organism in Eukaryota, Fungi, Ascomycota, Eurotiomycetes, Eurotiales, Aspergillaceae. Bases 1 to 1956 code for a protein of 651 amino acids.
AUGGACAUGGAUCUUCAGAAGACCAAGGAAGCAAGACGAGAUAGGCAUGGCAAGGAGGACAGCCCAGAGUGCACUUUAGAGCCAUAUGCCGGGGGCAGCAGCCAUUCGAAGGACUUGCCGAAGAACGACGAGAGCCUGGACCGCCGGUCAGAGAGACGCGAGAAGGCAGAAUCGGCCAGCGGGAAUCAGCGGCCAGUGUCGACUAAGCUCCCCUACCGCAAUGGCACUGAAUCUGCAUCAUCAUCAGCGUCGUCAUCGUCAUCAUCAUCAUUACCAGCAUCAUCAAUGCCUUCCCAGGCCCGUUUGAGAGGGCCGCCACCGUCGCCGGAGGCGAUGGCGAUUCCUAAUACGUUAGAUCUCGGUACGAGAGAGCAACGGCUACUGCGGACAGCGAAGCGCUACCCGCCUGUGACCAAGAGGACACUGAGCGAGCUCGAUCUUCCAUGCAUCAUGAACAACAUCAACCUGCGCAUGGAUGCCAACUUUGAUCGCGACCUUCAUUUCAAACCGGACCUCGACGGUGAAAAGGGGAAGAAAAAGAGGAAGGAAGCGGCGGACUACUGGGAGGCCAUGUCCAACGAAAUUUCAAUAUAUGCGUUCUUGUCAGCGGCAUCACAGGACACGAGUGAUUCAAAAAGUCCAAGUGACCAGGCUUCCCCAGUCGAUAUCCCCGCGCAAACGUUCGAACCGAGACUUCCGGCCAUGUUUGAAACGCUCCAGGAUGUCCUCAAGACCCUGGUCCCCGAGCGGGAUCAUCCCAGUGUCAUGCAGAACCUGGAGGUCCCAUUACUAAUGCAGCAGAUCAAGAAAGGUGUUCUCGACAUGGUCGGGCUGGCCAAAUGGCUUUCUGCACUGCUCAAGACUCACUGCGCUCCCAUGAGGGAUGAAUGGGCAGAUCGGAUGGUCGAACAGAUUACUUCGGGAUUUCAUUCGCAGAACUCGCGUGAAAUCGUCUGCGGGCUCCAAACCCUCUUUGCGAUUCUGGAAGCCAUGAAACUGGAUGUCGCCAAUCACCAAAUCCGUGCAUUCCGCGUCCUUCUCAUCGAAGAUACAGUCCCAUUUCUCCAGGAGUACUUCCGCAGCAAGAUGGAGCGGGAUAACUUCAGCGUGGAACCUUCCAAACAGUGGUACCUGCGACUUCGCCAGCAAGAACUCGCCCGGAGGGACAAGAGCGCCAUCACGGCGGCCGCCGACAGUUUCCGGCCAGUGCAGGUCAUGUUCCAGGGUCUAGUUGACUUGCUGUUACAAUUCCACAGCCCCGAUGGGUUCCCCGAGACGUUUAUCUUCGACUCAGAGCGACUCUGGCAAUUACGGUCGAACCUGCAGAACCUAAUCAACCUGGACAUCUGCUGGUCAAUUUUCGAGUCGUAUGUUGACAACCAGAAGCGAGUUCUUUCAACCCCAGCUGAGACCUACGCGAUCUUCCGGUCCCGGAUCUGGUCGUUGCUAGGCGAGACGGAGGAUUGCCACCGCGGCGAAACGCGCUGGCUCCGGAACGUCCGCAACGUCUCGCUGGAGAUUGCGCGGUUCGCAUGCGCCGCCUGCUGCGGCGAGGACUCAGGCAUCGUUGUGGCGGCGGACGAUGUCAUCUCUCGCAUCGAAGCCGUGCUCGAGUGCUAUCUGACCAAUGACUCGGAACUGUUUCAGUUCCACCAGGCCUCUCUACGGGAGAAACUGAUGGCCACAACCUGUGCCUCGGCAAGAAGAUACCUCACCAUGUCACCGCUGGCCAUCUGCGAAUCACAACGCGACGUGCCGCUCCCGCACCACAUGCUACUCCUCACGCAGCGGCACUGCGAUAUGGAACGGAUCGGUAUGAGGCUCGCUCAUAUGGGUGUCCUACACUGGCGUGUGUGGGCGCCCAUCCUGUACGCGCGUGAGGCUGUCCCCUCUCUCGAGACAGGAGUCGUCGCCACGGACGACCAGGUUUUGAAUCUGUUCAGCCAGUCGCUAUGA